CUCUCUCUCUCUCUCUCUCUCUCUUUUUUUCUUUUCUUGUACUCUUUAUUCCAUCACACACGCAAAUGAAAAUACAAUGUUUUUUUUUUAAUACGGUAGUAGAAUAAUCGACGAGGAGAAAUUUAAAACGUGAGAAAUUCAAAUCGUGGCAAUCGAUCAAACAAGUGGCAAACAUCUGUUUCUAUGACCACGUUUAUUCUGAACGUUUAUGCAGAACGUUGGUGCGUUGUCAUAUCGACACACUUGGAAUAAAUUCCUCUUUACGUCUUUCUCUCUCUUUUUUCCCUUCUCUCUCUUCCUCUCUCUCUCUCUCUCUCCCCCCGUAAUUCACUCCCACCCUUCCUUCCCUCUCCCCUUUCUCUCUAUCUCUUUUUCCAUUUAAUCUGUGCACGUUGACUCCUUUUCAUUUCUUUGAAUAUUUUGAUUGAAGAAUAAAUCAGAGUCAUGAGUAAUUCAGAAAGGAUUGGAAUUGAAGAUCGUGAAAGUUCGAGGAUUGUCGAGGACGAAUUAAAAAAUGUAGAGAAAGAUGAAACGAUGUUGGUAUUAAAGGACGACAAGAUCAUUGGAGACGAAGAAAAUCGUAUUGAUACGAACGAAUCGAAGAACUAUCUGAUACCUAAUUUGAUCGAAAGUGAAUCUAAGAAAAAAAUUAUGACGGACGAAAGCGAGAACGAUAGUGAUUCGGAAGAAUAUACAUUGGUUUUCUAUGACAGUGGAUCGGACGUUCAAACGGUCAUCAAUCAAGAAGGAAUCAUCGAGGACACGUCAAAUUCUCUGACAGCACGUGAAAAUGUUGAUGAUCAAAGAAAAAUGAUUUUGGACGGUUCGAGGAUCUUUGAGAUAAAUCAUUCCACGAAUGAUCCUAUUUUAAUCGGUGACAUUUCAAACGACGUACUUUUACAAGAAAAUGACUCGAACGUAUUUAAUCGUCGAGAAAGUUUUGAGAAUCGUUCGAACGAUCAUUUGAAAGAUGACAGUUGUGCCAGUAUAGAUUUCGGGGAAUUGGAAAAAUCUUUGGACGUUUUAGAGGUCAACGAAGAAAAAACGUCGAUAGAUUUUUCGUUUGAUUCGGAAUUGGAUAAAAUAAUUAUGGAGGAAGAGGAACAGGAAGAGGAAGAGGAAGAGGAAGAGAAACAGGAAGAGGAACAGGAAGAGAAAGGAGACAAUUUGAAAGGACAAAACGAUCUCGUAGAAGUUGGAAAACGAUUGGACAAACUGGCCUCGAUACUUUUUGAAAAUUCUAACGAAUUACGUUUCGAAGAUAUGCUGUACUACCUCAACACGAAAGACGUUAUAAACAUAAUGAAUAUGGAAGGGAAAGGUUCUUCCGGUAGCGAUAAGUUCACGGAAAAGAUCGAAAAAGAUUUCUUUUCAGAUUUAUCGAUCGAACGUGUCGACGAGGAAAAUACAAAGAACGAACAGGAAGAAUUAUUGGAGUAUUUCGAUGCUUUGGACAUAAACGAAUCUAAUAUUGAAGAAAGGGAAGAAAAAUUCGUUGAAUUAACAAAUGAUAAUAUUGUAGUAGACAUGAAAGAAAUUCAUGCUAAAAAAUUGGCUAAAUUAUUAGAUUCUACACGUUACAAAUCCGAGGUGGAGGUUAAUGAAAUUUUGAAAAAAAUCAAUGAACAAAAAAUGAAGAUAGAGAAUUUGAAAAACGAGUCAUUGAAAGAUUUAGCCAUUGAAUUUAAUCGUUUCGAAGAAUUGUUGACUGAACAAAAGGCAAUUGCCGAAAUUGAAGAUAACGAAUUGAUCGACGUAAAUACGAAAUUGGACGUAGACGAAUUAGAAGAGAAUAUCGUUGAAAAUCAAAGAUCGGUAUCGCCGUUCAUCGAGAUGCCUUUGACGAAAAACGAAGUUACGGAAAAUUAUAGGAUAAAAGUAAUGGAGAAAGAUUUUAAAGAUAGGAUGAUAGACCUGAAAAAAAGGCUGCCCGAAAGUUCGGAAAUUUUAAAUGAAGGGGAUACUGUAUCUCAUAAUGUGAAUCUUGUACCUGUAAAGGUAGAUGAAAAGAUUGUUUUGGAUAAAACAAUUCCAAUCGAAAUAGAGAAAAUAAUUGUGAAUGAAAGUGACGAAAAAUCAUUGAUCGAAUUUAUUAAUGAAAAUUUGAUUGAUAACAUUAUCAAUUGUAAAUUAGAUUCUAUGAUUAAUGAGAAAGCUUCGAUAGAUGUAUCGAGUGAUACAUCGAAAUCAAACGUCGAUUAUCCCGAUAACGAUAUCACGUUAAUGAUUAAAAAGGAAGAUACUAGCACCGAUUAUGACGAAAAUCAUGAAACUGAUAUAGUUAAGGUAACGACCGUAAAUCAUGAAUAUAAAGAAGAAUCGAUAGAUUUUAUCAAGAAACAUUGUAAAGAACAUAAGCUUUAUCAGACUCCUUGGUUGAACGACGUCUUAUAUCUACAUUACAAAGGCUUCUCGUUUAUCGAAAAUCUGGAAAAGUACACGGGUUUGAAGACACUUUGGUUGGAGAACAACGGGAUUCGUGAAAUUGCAAAUUUAGAGAAUCAAAGUGAACUUAGAUGUCUGUAUCUUCAUCACAAUAUAAUCAGUAAAAUUGAAAAUUUGGAAUACCUGACGAAGUUGGACACAUUGAACUUGUCCUAUAAUAUGAUAACAAAAAUUGAAAAUCUUGACAGUCUGAAGUUCUUAAAUACGUUGAAUUUGUCUUAUAAUUAUUUACAAAGUAGUACUGACAUCGAGCAUCUCCGAUUAUUGGAAUAUUUAUCAAUUUUGGAUAUAUCUCAUAAUCGAAUAGAUACAUUCGAUAUCGUCGACGUAUAA
This is a messenger RNA of Vespa velutina, 2778 nucleotides long. RefSeq names its product protein BFR2-like. The transcript is spliced from 6 exons. Bases 445 to 2778 code for a protein of 777 amino acids. Gene Ontology annotation, molecular function: protein binding. Lineage: Eukaryota; Metazoa; Arthropoda; Insecta; Hymenoptera; Vespidae. The record is from RefSeq and is a predicted model, not a curated record.